This is a messenger RNA of Orbilia oligospora ATCC 24927, 2349 nucleotides long. RefSeq lists its product as uncharacterized. The transcript has 3 exons. Gene Ontology annotation, cellular component: nucleus. The record is from RefSeq and is a predicted model, not a curated record. Gene Ontology annotation, biological process: triglyceride biosynthetic process; fatty acid catabolic process. Lineage: Eukaryota; Fungi; Ascomycota; Orbiliomycetes; Orbiliales; Orbiliaceae. The coding region runs from base 1 to 2349 and encodes 782 amino acids. Gene Ontology annotation, molecular function: phosphatidate phosphatase activity.
AUGCAGUACGUCAGAAGUAUCGCCGGUUCUGUCACAAAGACCUACAACUCCAUAAACCCUGCUACUCUUAGCGGUGCAAUCGACGUUAUUGUUGUUGAACAGGAAAAUGGAGAUUUGGCCUGCUCUCCCUUCCAUGUGGAAUUCCGUGUCAAUGGGCAUAGAACCAACUUCCCCAUGAAGUUAGGCGAGGGAGGAGAGGCAUUUUUCGUUUUCGAAACCACCAGCGACAUCCCAGAAGACCUGCAAACAUCGCCCCUAGUAUCACCUGCUUCCAGCCCUAGACCGAUGUCCCCGGUUUCAGAUGGUGGAUCCGUGCUAGAUUUGGAAACUUUGGAGGAUCUAGAGAACGCGGGAAAGACGUCAUCUGCUGCUACCUCGGAUUCUGUCGCUAUACCUCGAAGGGCACAGUCGGACGCCGGCCAAGCCUCGCCGUAUUCGUUAUCUCCACCAGAUGUUAUCAAAGUCCGACCGCAGAGUGGCGACUGGAAAUAUAGUGGCUUGGACCGAUCAACCUCGGCCGAUAUCCUACCAUCUGAGGGCCAUAAGUUCAGCCUCGAUGACAGUCAUAAAGCGAAAUCAGCUGAGAAUACGCCUCGCUCCUCUUCACCCCUCAGUGAUCCAGAGAGAUUCGAAAGAGCUAGAGCGCUCUCUCGUAAGAUCUCGAUUCCCACGAGGAUUACCGACGAUGGUGACUUGAUGCUCGAUAUGAACGGCUACAAGACUGGGGAGGAGGACUCGUUACAAGCCGAGGUUAUGGCUAGGAGAAUCCUGGCUGACGAAUUCGAGUCGGGUUAUGAUCUUGGCUCGUUGAUUGGAGCAGACAGGCAUGGUAAUAUUAUUAUCUAUACCAGCGAAGAAGCUAAGGCUGAGGCCGAUAGGCGGGCAAGGGAAGCUUCCGCGGGACCGAUCGAUAUUUCUGAUCUCGAGUCUGGCUAUUCGUCGGAUGACGGCAAGAGCAUGACAAAUGAGCAGCUUGUCACCCCACCGAAGACACCGCCCCCAAGAGGACUCCAGUCGGAACCUAAAAACUAUGCAAAGACAUUACGGUUGACCAGCUGCCAACUUAAGAGCUUGGACUUGAAGCCCGGUGCGAAUACUCUCAGCUUCUCGGUCAACAAGGCCGUCUGCAAUGCCAACCUUUGGCUGUGGAAGUGGAACAUCCCAAUCGUGAUUUCCGACAUCGAUGGAACAAUCACCAAGUCUGAUGCUCUCGGACAUUUCUACAAUAUGCUCGGAAGGGACUGGACUCAUUUGGGUGUAGCCAAACUCUUCACUGAGAUUUCGGCCAACGGGUAUAAUAUCAUCUACCUCACCAGCCGAUCCGUUGGUCAAGCGGAUACCACACGAAACUACCUGAAUGGUAUCGUGCAAGACAAAUACAAGCUUCCAAAGGGACCAGUUAUCAUGUCUCCGGAUCGAACUCUCGCUGCCCUGCGUCGCGAAGUCUAUCUUCGGAAACCGGAAGUCUUCAAGAUGGCAUGUUUGCGUGACAUCCUUAGCUUGUUCGGCGAGAAUGCGAACCCCUUCUACGCGGGCUUCGGAAAUCGGUUGACAGAUGCCCUUUCCUAUCGAUCGGUUAACAUCCCAUCGACUAGGAUUUACACCAUCGACUCGAACGGAUCGGUCAUUCUGGACCUUCUCACUUUGACAACCUACAAGUCUACAUAUGUCAACAUGAGGGACGACGUCGACCAUUUCUUCCCACCGACUUCAAAUUUAACAACUGACGAGUCUUGUACGGAUUUCAUUUACUGGAGACAGCCAAUUGACUAUGCUUCCUUCAGCGACUCCGAAGACGAAGGCGAGGAUAAUGACGACGAGGAUGACGACGAGGAUGAUGAAGACGGACCAAUUGAUGGCGAAGAAGAGUACUAUGACGACGAGAAUGACGACGAUGCACAUUACGAAGACGCACUUGCCGGUUCAUUCCUUAGCCAAGGCUCCUACAAUUCAUUCAGAAGCAACAUGAUCGAAGAACAGAACGCGCAAUUUGACGAAGCGUUAAGAAUCAACACACGCGGAAGAAUCGUCGAACAACUACUCGAGAACGAUAAGAUGAGCCGGGCGGCAGGAAAGUUGAAGACUGUUUAUGGCGACAACAUUCCUGAAGCCGGUCUUUCCGACGAAGGUGCCGAACAUAUUGGGAAAGUUCACGUAGCUGACCCAAGGGUCUUGGAAGCUCAGGAUGAUAUCUUCCGCCAUGAAAAUCUUGGGACUGUGGCGAGCCCCGACAACGAUAACGAUAGCAAUCCGGGGAUGCUUAGGCACGUCGCGGAUGUUGUCGAAGAGUACAUGGGGGUGCAACAGAAACAACCACAAACCGAGCCUGUUGAGGCUGCAUCGGCGUAG